Molecule: messenger RNA, 1264 nt
Organism: Olea europaea var. sylvestris
Lineage: Eukaryota; Viridiplantae; Streptophyta; Magnoliopsida; Lamiales; Oleaceae
Product: thioredoxin reductase NTRC-like
Exons: 4
Coding region: 16-936 (306 amino acids)
Molecular function (GO): oxidoreductase activity
Source: RefSeq, a predicted model, not a curated record
UGUGGUCCGAAACAUAUGGCUAACACUUGCACGACCAUUCCCUCUACACCCUGUCCUCAUAACGGUUUCGGGUUCGGUGCCAGGAUCGGAAUCCGAGUUCGAUUCGCUUGCUAUUCAACUCUCCAAGUCGAGGCAGCGGCAGCGGCUUCCGCUAUGGCCACUCCCUCAACUCUCUCCAUUGCUAUUCUUCCCGCCCGGAACAAUCUAGUCUUCGUUAAAGGAGGGCCGACUCGCAGACAUGCCGUUCGAUUUGACUCAGUUGGAGCCAGUCGCUUCAAUCACCAUCGUCUCUGCUCUCCGUCAUUUCGCGUCUCCGCCACUGCUUCCACUGCGGAGCUUCCUAGCUCUACAGCUCAGGUUAUUGAGAAUCUGGUAAUUAUAGGAUCAGGUCCUGCUGGAUACACAGCGGCAAUUUAUGCCGCUCGAGCCAACUUGAAGCCUUUAGUGUUUGAGGGAUAUCAAGUAGGUGGUGUUCCUGGAGGACAAUUGAUGACCACAACUGAAGUAGAGAACUUCCCUGGGUUUCCAGAUGGAAUAACUGGUCCAGACUUAAUGGACAGGAUUCGGAAGCAAGCCGAGCGCUGGGGAGCGGAGUUAUUUCAAGAAGAUGUGGAAUUAAUUGAUGUGAAAAACAUACCUUUCACUGUGCAAAGUAGUGAACGCAAGGUAAAAUGUAAUAGUCUUAUUGUUGCUACUGGAGCUACUGCAAAGAGGCUGGGGUUACCUCGUGAAGAUGAAUUUUGGAGUAGGGGAAUUAGUGCUUGUGCAAUAUGUGAUGGAGCAUCACCAUUGUUUAAAGGUCAAGUCCUUGCUGUGGUUGGAGGGGGUGAUACAGCUACAGAGGAAGCAUUAUACUUAACAAAAUAUGCCGGCCAUGUUCAUUUGCUCGUACGCAGUGACCAACUAAGGGCGUCAAAAGCAAUGCAAGAUAGGUGAAAACAAUGUGUUUCUCAAAUCACAAUUUUCUUUUCCAUCUUAUGCAUGAAAUCUCUUCAAUUUGCAUGUCAAUUUCAAAAUUGUUGGUGUAUGUACGGCUCUUGCUUUUGUAUACGUUUCUACUUUCAGAGAUCUUAGCUGAUAUGUCUUGUGGCUCUUGUUCUUCUUUUCCUUUAUACUAUUAUUUAAUUUCAUUAUGAUCAGAGGCAUUCAGUUACAUCUUAGGGUUGUCGUUCCAUGCAUUUGGUUACAUCUUCCUGCUUUUACUGUCUUUUAAAAAAUUUAUAUUUAGAGAAAUCCUGACCUCUUUCAUCUUUAAUUUAUGUUC